CGUUGGGGAGCAAGACGUAAGAAUAGACGACGCCCUGGACUUUUUUGAGACCUUUCUGAUCACAGACGACGGAGAGCUAGCAAAGAACCUGCAGAGUGUCGUCCUCACUCCUGAGGAGGUUGUUUCGUUUUUCGACAGCGAAGAAUCUUCAGAGGCUGCUGUUGCUGCUGACCCAAACACCCGCCAAUGGACGGCUUUAUGGCUACUAAUAAGCCUAGUUCCACUUUAGCGAACGCAGAAACGUGAAUAGAAUUUUUUUGGAAUCAAAUGAUGAUAUCAAUCAACAUCAAAGAACUAAAUCAACUUUUACUAGAAGCAAAUCGUUACUAUAGACCCUCGUCUGACCACGUUAUUCGUUCCGCCACCUCCGCUUCCUCCUCCUCCUCCUCCUCUACCUUGCGUGAGGUCAUAACUAUUGAGGAGAAGGACGCGCUCUAAUGUCCAAGCAAGCGGGCCGUGCAAGGAAGAUGCUCAGGCGAAAACAAGAAAUGCUUCUUGUGUUAGGGCUUUAAGUUUGAACUAUUUGAACUCAGACUCGGAGGAUGGAUUUAGAUUCUAUUUCUUUGGAACAAUUUCAACUUAAUUCCCUAGGGUCUGGUCUCAAGGUUGAUUUGGCAGGUCAAAUCGGAGACAAAUGACAUGACAAAUACCAACGAAUAGCUGUUCUAAGCAUGUCCGUUAUCGCAAAAAUGUUAGUAUUUAUAGGGUAAACAACUUUUCUCAAAUCCCUAAGUGCCUUCCUUAAGGAAAUCAAUUUCCUUAGAGAAUUUCUAUUACAAAAACUGGAUAUAACUUCCCUUAAGGCGAAAGAUUCCCCUUAAGAAGGCUCCUUAAGGAAAAUCUGUUAUAAGCUUAGGCUAAUGAUAUUGAUAGACUCUGCCUCAAGGGCCGCCGCCACCUCGCAAGGGCCUUAGCUUGCUACCUUAGCCAUGGCCAGCUUGCUAGCUGCUUAGCCCUAGGUAGCUAGCUUGCUUGGUUACCCCCUACCCGUAGCUACCUGGCUAGGUUAGCCGUAGCUAGCCUGCUAGCUGCAUAUCCAUAGCUUGCCUGUUAGCUGCUUAGCCAUAGGUAGCUUCCUGGCUGCUUCGGCAUAGCUAGCUUGCUACGCUAGCUGCUGCGCCAUGGCUAGGGAGCUUACUCGGUAGCUGCUCGGCCCUAUUUAGCUAGCAAGCUAGCUUCUUGGCCAUGAUAGCUAGUUUGCUCCUAGCUGCUUGGCCAUGGCUAGCUUGUUAGCUGCUUCCUUUGCAAGACCUAGCUCAGCAGCUGCUUUCUUAGCCAUAGCCACCUUGCUGGCUAGCUUGGCCAUGGCCACCCUGCUAGCUUAGCCCGGCAGCCAGAGCCAGCCGCUUAGCGUAAUCUUGGCCAGCUUGCUAGCUGCGCCAUAUCUAGCGCGCUAGCUUUGCCAUGCCAUGGCCACUCCAGCUCGCUAGCUUAGCCACAGCCAGCUUGCUACCUUAGCCACAACACAGCAACAGCCAGCGCGCUUGUUUAGCCAUGAGAUGAGGGGCGUCCAGGAUAGUCCACUCUGAACCGGCUGCGCGUCGCUAGCUUGGUGACUUAGGGGCUUGCGUCGUAGUCUUAUCUGUCUAGUUGCUAAGCUAUGCCCAGCGCAGCGGGUCCUUGAUGUGCCCGCUUUCUGGGCAUGUACAAAUAGCAACCACAGCACCAAUUUCAUGUGCAGGCGUACUUUUACUCGACUCCUUUUAGACUAUCACUAGAGAAAUCAUCGGUAAAACUUAUGCGAUUUUCCUUCCUCCACCAAGGGACCCAGUGAUUUGCAGAAAUUUCUCACCCCAACUACACCUCUAAUCAGUACUGGAACCGGACUGAAGGCGGACUCUGCUCCUAUGACCACUGAUGACGCAUCUAGACUUUGAAAUCAAAAGCAUCUAAUUGAUAUUGAAGCGCUCUAUUUAUAUCAUAAGGGGAAAAGGAAAACAUUAGUGUAUUACUGAGAUGCCUUGUAACCCUAUAAGAAUUUUAUCAUGUUGAUGCAACACCAGAUUUAGAAUGAUGAGCGUAUGCAGCAGCAGCUCUAAUGUUUUCCUAUACGAGCAACCACUGGGCUCUGGCUUGAUCAAGGUCAAGAACCUCUUUGCAUAUUGGGACAGGUUUUACCCUGGCAAUCGUGUAUCUGUAGUAUCGGAACCUGAGGACCACAAGGUCAAGGUAGAGGUAGCCUUAAGACUGGUGGUCAAAGUAUUCACAAAUGUUGUGCGCCUAUGCGUCAUUAAUUUAUCAAUAGAAGUUGGGGGACCCAGGCAAGCGGCCGAGUAGAUUCGAAUCAUUAGCAGAAGUCGCGCCACUUGCGUAUCUUGAUUUUUCUGUGAUGCCCUUUCAUCUAGGUACUCUCUUGAAGAGUUCAAGUUUCUCACUACAUAUAUUAUAAGUGUAACUUUCUUAUCCGUACAUAAAUACAAACAACAACCACAACACCAUUAAUAUUAUAUGAUUCUAACCACGUUUUGCUAUCAGAACUUCUAAGUGACUAUCGCGCUGCUUUUUUGGACGAGAACAAAAAGGCGGACUUCUACGCUACUAUUGGAAAUAUGCAGAGUUAAGGCUUGUUCACUGAUAGAUUUAUGUUUCUUAGACCGAAACGUCGCACCUUCCACGUCUGUACAUGAUAUAGCCCGCCUAGAACCCAACCUCUGACCUAAGUACCCUUGUAGAUCGACGACGGAGCAAAGGUAUCUAUCCGCAUCGAUCUGCUGUAAUUAAUAUCUGCGGAGCAGGGGGCCUCUUGCUGGACCAGUGUGAAGACGAGAAAACUAAGAAGUAGAACGAUCUCAAUUGCCCUUUUUGUCAGGAAAAGACCUGACUUAUACAUAGCUCUUCUAAGUAAGAUCAUAGAGUUAAGAUCCUUAUCUUGAAGAUCAUCUACUUCCAAGGUACUAGUCCUCGUAUUCGUAAUAAAGUUUCUUAUAGAUAAGCUCGACUAAGCUACGCUAGCGGAGAAACUGGAGUUGCAGCCGGUGCCCGAGAUUGAUAUGAAGCAAGAGGAGCCACAGUCUGUGAUCGUAACUGAUAUCGAGGGCAGCUACCACUAUUUCUGUCUGUGGAUUGCGAUGACGCCUGGCGUAUCGCUCCAGAAUAAGGUUUGCGCGGUGGAAGCGGGCUCCACAGAUUAUGUCUCAUCGUGAGAAUGAGUACGCAGUUGAGAAGAUAGGAAAUGCAGUAGCCUCAUCCGCGACGGAGGUGCUCUGUCAUAGUAGUUAUUUUGAUAUUGAUCGCCGUGUCUAGUACUAACUAGUACGCCAGUCGGACUCGCUUAUCGUGGCAUUUAUCUAAGAUCUAAAUGUGCCUCUGCUCCUCCUUAAUCUUAUGGAUCUUUGUGGUAAGUGCUUAGUUUUACCUCUCUCUACAUCGUAGGGUCGUGCUGUUUUGGCAUUGGAAUGGUGCUAGUCGUGGUGAUUCAGGUAAGUAGACACCGGUAAGGCGCCGAGGAGGACCCCACCGUGCACGUUGAUAGUUCGGCCAAGUAAGUUUCUAGGGUAGGCUCUGUUAAUUUCGGAGUGGGGCGUUUAUUGCGAUAAUACGAGUGACUAGUACUCCAGUCGGACUCGCUUAUCGUGGAAGCUUUUCAAGUUUUUUAGUUUCUAUGUUACUGGUCGUGGGCAAAAGCAAAACUAACUUUUAUUAUAUGUUCCAGGGCGCGGGCGACGGCUCCCCCCCCUAGCGGGGGGGAGGGCCGGGCGCCCUGGACCCCUUUUUUGAGGCCUCUGCCGGGGGGGGGAGGGCUCAAAAGGCGCCCCCACCCCCCCUGUCCCCUUCCAGGUGCUCGGGGUCCCCAAGAGGCCGCGGACGUAGGUGGAAGGCCUCAAGAGGUCCCCAAGGGGGGCCGCCUCCGCUUCCUCCCAGCUGCUUGGCUGUCCCGCAGAGGCCUCCGACGUCGGGGGAAGGCCUCAAGGGGGGCCAAGGGGCUCGCUGCCUCCUUCUCUCAUUUGCAUGUACCUUACAGACUUGAGGGGCUAGAUGGCAGCAGUGCACCGGCAGCGGAAGGCCUCCGAAGACGCCAAAAGGCGAAGGGCUGGACCCGCUGAGCCGUGCCGCUUGAACCCUCCGGGCCCUUGGUCAUCGGCUUGCCUGCGACCGCGGCCCUCAGGAACACGCUGAGAGGCCCAAGGGGAGGAAGGCGCCAAGUUUUGAGGCCUUCCACCACUAGAAUCCGCGAAAAAUCCGCGCGGAAAGGCGCGCGGGCGCGCCAACACAGACCAGACCACAGGGAGGGAGGGGGGGCCGUGUGGCCCGGAGUCAUAUGGUAAAUGGUAAUAGUUACUAUUACCAUGCGCCAGCUCGUAUUAUAAGUACCAUCUACCAUUUACUAAGUGACUUCUCUAACGAAAACGAAUCGAAACCCGUCUGCGAACGUGUUGCCUCAACGACAUCCCGGUUUCUUCGUGCGAAAAUCCUAACGACCACCAGUCUGAUUGUGCGCGAUAUCCCAUCUUGCACCUACAAGACCACACAACGCUGGUAAACCUGGGAGACAACUGUGACCACGUUAUGCUAAGUUCUUAAGUGGAUUUGGGAUUGAUAUAUAUUCUUCAUCCUAUCGGCUUGGUCGAAGUGUAGUGCAUGCGCGAGAAAAGAUCUGAGAGAUGGUCCACUGCUGGAUCAUCACGCAAACGCUCCUGCUGCUCUCCUGCAACACGUGGGUCUCCUCCAUCAUCACUUCUCGGCGCUGUAUCAUUCCUCGGUCUUUGUAUAGUACCCACAACGUCUUCGGUCUGGACUGUCGUGACUUUAUCGUGUUUCGUUCGUCGACGCCCACGAAGAGUUCUCUUGCUAGCACUCGCUUCUCCUUCUCCUUUCUCAGACGCAUCAACGAACUUCUGCUUUCUAGAGUAGGUCUUUCUUUCGCGAAAGCGAGCUACAGCUUGCUAGGGUUGGGAUCCAUGAAAAUGAAUGAACGAGGACUCAGUCUGUUACCUGGUUCUGGUUCUCGGUCCCCUGCUCUAAGAAUAGCCCCGGUUGCAUUCGCGUGCAGCAAUCUUUCGGUCGAGCCAUGAGGGAGUACAACACAGACGUGGAUGCACCUCAGCGAGUGUACGUUUUAUUGGGAGACCGGGAUGUGCAGCACCUGAAGAUUAUGUCGGAGGCUGGGAGUUGGGCGCCGUCCUACGACCUAUACAUCGAAGAGCUGAAACUAGCUGGUGCGUCAAAUAAGUUAAGUUGCUGUUCUUGCAUUGAAACAAGGUAGCUACGUUCUGGAGAAGAAGGAAGCGCUGAAGAUGGAGAAGAAGAUCUUCCUUGUAGAGAUGCAAUAUAAGUACAUCGUAAAAACAGGGAAGAAAUCGCCGGGGAAAUCUUAGGCAGAUUGCCGAAUAGGUUUAGACUCGCGUCAUCAAAUAAAGCAACGCGAGCCUGCUCGCGAAAAAAUUGCAUUCAGCCGCUCUAACGUAUCCCUCGAGAACGAUUACUGAAUACAUCAAAUGGUUUCUGAUAGCUCUCUCAGGAUACGAGCUUGGGGAUCGCCACUGGAUGGACAGGAAGGAAGAGCUUGCAAUUCUCUUCGAUUAAGGCCGCUAAGGCUAUUGAAUAUAUUUAUGUUGUCUAGCUGUGUCGGCGGAGCUCGAUGUGCAGGAUCCAUGACCUAAGCCAACCUAGCUGCGCUGCUUCUGCUCGUUAGAAGAUUCAGAUGACGACAAUGAGAAUGCUAUAUUUUUUGUUCUUCAUCAUUUUGAGCUUUUGAUACCUCUGCUAGCACUCGUCAUGAGGAGAACUGCUCGCAAUGGUAGUUUUGUCGGUUACAGGAGAGUGAACUUGCAUACAUCGUAUUUGAUGUGAUCAACAUGGGCACUUUUAUCGAGGAUUAUGGGUACUUUUUUUCACUUUGAACUUGUACUCAUCUUGUAUUUGUAAUUCGUUGCUCACUGCAUUUCUGGUUUCUAAAUUGCCAAAGAGCAGGAGUAUGUUUCGGAUGCUGCUGCCGCUGCUAGUUUUGUUUAUGCCCGUCUCUCGUGCAGUUUUUGACUAGUGUAGUUUAGACUCUAGUGUAUAUGAUUAUCCAUCCGGGUCUCUACGCACAAAUCACCAUGCGAAAGAUGAACUUUGAUAAAUGACGAAUCUAUCUAACUACUUACUUAAUUUGAUCGAGGUCGUGUAUUUGUUCAUUCAAAAUUUCUUAGUCCUCUAAGACUAAGUAGAAUCUUAGAUGAAGGAGAUCAGUUCUCUAGUGAACUCACGGGCCAUGCUUGUCUUGGUUGGCCUUCAUAGACAUAAAGCCAAGACACGAUCGAGGUACUUAAAAAGACGAGCAGAGUUGUACUAUCAGCCAACACGACCUUCCCGUCCUAGACAUAAAGCCAACACCUUCCCGUCCACCACGAUAAUUGUACUAUCAGCUGCAAAGCCUAUUUUUAUACCACCAGCAAUGCUCGCAACUUGCAAUUUCCCAGUCAAUGAGUGACCUACUCAGUUACGAUUCCUCUACUAGAAACGAUCUACCAGAGACGAUCUACUGUAGCUGUAUUCGUUGUACUACAAGUGGCGCGUUCAUUUUUUCGUACUGGCUGCUCCGAAGAAGAGGGCAUCUUCUUCCGACGAGACGGGGUUCGUGAGGUUGGAGUGCAAAGAUCCCAAGGGAGUCGAGGGAGAGAAGAGCCAGCUUCUGAUGACGCAUAUGCACGCCGAGCAAGUGGAUGGCACGUCGACGCCGCAGAAUCUCGUACCCGGUCAUGUUAUCGAAUUUGACAAAAUUAUGAGUCGAAAAUCAUGUUUACUCGUCUUUUUGUUUUUACUCAAGAAAUACUAUGUGCCGGUCCGUCGUCGAGGCAGGUAGAUAUAAGCGGAAAUAAAGUGAAAAUGUUACCUCGACGCACUAUUCCGAACUUCAUCUUGUUGAGUAAGUAUCAAGAAAUGACAAUGAGUAAACUUGUUCCUGUCAUAGAAAUGACUGCGGGCGAGUGCAAUGGGCUGAUCGCGUUGCACGGUGUGGCGUACGAGAUCUACGAGCGUGGCGCUUUGGCUGCAUUGGUUAUGACUUACUUAUUUUUGAAGAUUGCAUUUGCAUUUGGUGUCAUCAUGUGCUUCACAGUGUCUCGCCGUGGUAAGCACGUACUUGCUUGAGCAGCUUGCUUGAGCAGUAUGUAACAAGUGAAAAAUUGAAAUAUACAUCGAUCAAGUUCAAGGUCAAACAGACACUCUAGUGCCCUAUCUUAUCAUACGACAUAUCCUAGACCUCGGACCUUAGUAAGUGAUAAUCUCAAGGACUACAACACGACGACUACACUAGGCAACUAGACUGCCCUUGGUGGUGGAUUGUGCGUUACUACUACGCAACUGUCCAAUUAUAACACAAGAAGGUAUAGAAGGAAAACCAUUACUCACACUCAAAAACCAAGCACAGAAUAUAUAACUUCUACCUCCUCCUGUUAAACUCCAUAGUUCACUAGAUAGCUUAAAUUAGAUAGUUGGAGUUGUCUGCAGCGGUCCGGAUGUGGUUCAGCUUCGAGGGAAUGCGAGACUUUUUACAAAACCUGUAGACGCGCGUCAUUAAUACCGACAGGUGGUAGAGGAGGGCUCGAAAUUGCAGGGACCUUUCAAGGCAACGCCCCUCAUACAUUAUGACGCAAAUGUCCAAUUAUGACACAAGAAGGGAUCGUCUAAUUAUGACGAGAAUGCGGCAGCACUGUAUACGCAUUCUGGACCGUUUGGGCAGCUGGAUCCUUUCGCAGACGUGCACGCCGCGUACGCAGCAGCGGGAACGCACUGCGAAAGUGGAGGUCAAGUUAAAGCGUCUGCCAAGAUUAAGGCUCAUGUGCUUCAUUUACAACUACUAGAUUGAUUUGAAGAUUAUUUCUUGAACAAACGCUUUAUCAAAUUUUUGUUCACAGAAGAAAACAAAAACGCUCUGGAUUUUUUUACUCGAUAUUUUGAGAGAGGUAGGUUCCGAUACGAUAUUUGGAAUAUCUUCACCACAACUAGAACUACCAUCACAACUACUACAUGCAGCUUACAGAAUGAGGUAGUAUGAUUCUACUCCUCAGGCGGCUUUGGCCUUCUAGGAACCGCCAUUAUGUGGCGCGUAUGCGAUGAGUUUUUAUGCCUCAACUCUUUCCAACAUGCGGCAAAGAGGUUAUUAUCAUAGCGACUACUUAUACCUAGCAGUCAGUAAUAUAUUUUAUUUCUAAGUAGAAAUAGAAUUUGAAAGUAGUAGAUUAACUAAAUCAACAUAGUUUGUUAAUACAAGUACUACUUAGCUAGGCCGCUUAGAUUGGAGUCAUAGUUGUGGUUUUCUAAAACCUAGGAGGACUCGCAGAGAGUGAUGUCCAUGAUCGGAUACGUGCCGGGAGAUGGCGACGUCUCUUCAGAUUUCUGGGAUGAAGAGUCGCCAAAAAAGGAUUAUGAGCGACUGUGUCGUGCAUUCGGGAAAGCCAUGAAAGAUGGACACGAUCCUGAAAAAAUGAAAUUAAGAGCACUUCUGGAUUUUAUUUAUCUUCUACUACUGCUUCUUGAUCUUUUUUUCUUCGAGCUUCAUGCGUUUGGUUUAUCCUUACCCCUGUAGAAGUUGUUGCGUUUUGCUUUGGGACCACUACGUGCGAGUUGUAAAAAAAAACUGCCUAACACGCGAUAAUAAUGACUGGAACUACAACCUCACGAAGAUAAGAUGAAUGUGGUCACCGUUUUUUGAUAGCUUCUUGUUGACAAGUAAAAUAUUUACAUAUGUUCCAGGGCUCAGGGCGGGAGGCCCCCCCCCCGAUCUAACUUUUUGAAGGGGGGGGGGCCUCCCCGCCCCGGCCCCUCUUUUCGAGGGGCUGCCGGGGGGGAAGGCCUCAAAGCGCCCACUUCUGACCCCUUCCCGCUUCUUGCAUGUACGCUACAGACCUGGCAAAGGUGGCAAAGGCUGGGCCCUCUUGUCGUGUUGCGUGUGCCCAACCCUACGCCAAGGGGGUGGGUUCCCGCCUUUGCCCCCUUUGCCAGGUCUGUAGGGUACAUGCAACAAGGCAGCGGGGCCCUGCCUUGGCCACCUUUGCCAGGUCUGUAGGGUACACGCAACAAGGCAGCGGGGCCCUGCCUUUGCCCCCUUUGCCAGGUCUGUAGGGUACACGCAACAAGGCAGCGGGGCCCUGCCUUUGCCCCCUUUGCCGGGUCGGUGGAUACAUGCAACAAGGCAGCGGGGCCCGGCCUUUGCCACCUUUGCCAGGUCUGUCGGGUACAUGCAACAAGCCAGCGGGGCCCUGCCUUUGCCAGGUCUGUAGGGUACAUGCAAGAAGCGGGAAGGGGUCAGAAGUGGGCGCUUUGAGGCCUUCCCGCCCGGCAGCCCCUCGACAGGCCUGGCCAAUAAGGUGGCAAGGCUGGACCCCUCUGGCGUGGUCCACCCCAGAUCCAUCCACAGGGGGGGGGGGGGCCUCCCUCCCUGGUACAUAUAUGUAUUGCUAUUAAGUAAUCUCUUCUAUAUCUUAUGGCACAUAAGAUAGCAUCUCGUAUAAGUAGCUAGAAUGAAAGUCGACGCUCGUCAUUUUUUUGUCUUGCGCUACGGUAUACCGUAUCUUUUUCCUUCAUAUCUUGGCCCAAAGAUGGGCCGAGACGGAGAGACUUGCGAGGCUUCGACAAAGGUAAAAGACAAAGAAGAGAGACAAAGGGAGGCGACGAUGGGCCAGGCGUUACGAAGUCAGACUAUCUGCGGCCCGUUUCUGUCUUUGUCUCUACGCCAUCAAGCCCCUCAGCGCUUUUUUUGAUCAUAAACGCAACAAAGAGACAUACGCAGACCACCACAAGACUGACGCAGCAGCGGAGUUAUUGCUUUUCGCUUCACGACUGAGAAAGGCCGGCGCCCAUUCUCUUGCUGAAGAUGGCUCGCUUACUUUGAUGGGCACGGCUUUCCGAGAUGGCAUCGGCGCACUUCUUAAAUUGCCAGAAGAUGGCACAAAUUUCCUAGACGUAUGACGACACUGGCCAGCCUCAGACCCCACGAAUCUUGUGAAUGCCUUGAAGCAAUACACUGCCGAAAUGUUUGCCAUAGCGUAGGCCAUCUUUCUAUAAAAUCGAGCACGGGACUACCCUCAGGCCCAGACUUUAAAAAAGUUAGACUUUAACCUUUUAAAAGUCUGAGCGUGAGCGUGGUUUUUCGCUCGAUAUCUAUUUGCGUUGUGUUCUGAGUCUUCAACUGUGGCCCACCGAGAUCAUAACCAGAAGAGCCCCGGGCUUCCAUGAAAUAAAUGCAGCAGCACUGACGUCGUUUCUUUUUUUUGGAUGUCAUUCAUUGGCGAAGUUUCACCCACUAACCGACGCCACCCCUUGACCUAAUAACUUGGCAAAGCGCUUAGCCCUCUCCCUGCUUUCUCUUAUCAGUGUCCAACUUUUCUAAAAUGACGCAGAGCGCGUAGUCUUUCGCUGCUCUUUUUUCACAGUCGUCACCCAGCCACUCUCUGAGGCAGCUUCGCUCUGACUCUAAGUCUGCGCACUCUUUAGCUUAUUAAGUUACUGAGCCUCUAGCUUUGCUCUAGUGCUGACAGUCAACAACCCGAAACGUGUCGGCUAUGAGUUACAGAAUAAGCAGCAAAGGCGCCACCUUCGCGCAUUUAGGCGCUUCGUCUGCUGUCUUUGCAGAGCAUUGCCAAACCGCAAAGGGUGCGAAUGUGGAACCGUGGCUCAACUGGCUAAAGAGUUUCUUUCAAAGACAUUGCGUUGAUUUCGUGCGGCUACUCCUCGCCAUUAUGUGAGAGAGCAGCUCUUUUAAUAACUUCCUCCCAUACGCUCAAGCCCAUUAGUUCCUCGCCAAUCAAUCCGGCAGAGGUAUUAACCGCAACGGCUAGAAAUGCAAACUGCUCGCGAAAUCGACGCAAUUGCAUCGACAUAGUUGGCCUCUGGUUUUCUUCACAAUCUGCGAGAUAUGGCAGGCGACAGAGCUAACCGCUGGCGCCGGAAGUUGUUCUUACUGUGCACGCAUGAAGCUCAAAGGAGGAAGGCUAGCACUAAAGCCAGAACAGUUUGGUGAUGCAGCUACAGCAGCAUCGACGCCCCUCAGCAAAGCGCGACUGUGGAAUGCCGUUGCACAGCUGGCGCGUUUGUUCGGGGCUCAUCAAGCUGAUGCGUUUGCGACUGACUUGGCGGCGCAGGCGUUUGGUAACUGCUGCGGCGUCUACUCCAACAGCUGACGAAGGAAAAGGAUUCGCCUCGCAGUGUUUGAAGUGGGUACAUCAGCGCACUGUCGCAACAUGAAGAAAAUGCCUCGCGUCGCUUUCUCCGAAACAUCGAAAGCGGGCGCCCGGCGAACAAUGUCAAGCGCGACAGGAUCAGCAAAAUCGUAGAAAAAACCCCGCCCCGCUGCAAAAAGUUAAAAGCCCGAGCACCAAAGACAGAGCUUCAGGCACAAAGAAAAACGCGGCGCAUGAUAGUGCGCGCGAAGCAUAUCUCUCGCAAGAUUGCGGCCUUUCUAAGGCGCAAGCGAAACCAAGCAGAUUGCGUAAAAGAUGUGCCUUCGUAGUAGGUACGUGGGACAAGACGCCGACGGUGCUUCGUGGAAGCGGUACCGGUCGCGCCAGUUUUCAAAGGCGGGCGCCUCGAACGCUCUCCAACGUCAUCCAAGGCUGUCGGCUGGAUUUUAACACCUUACCAGGCCGCGCUGCUGAUGGGUUUUGGGCUGGAGAAGCUGAAAAAGCAACGAGUAAGCUAUUAGAGGUCUUUAACAGUCGUGGCGAGUCUUAGAAAGAAUCGGCGAAGCUCUUUGGUACUAACUUCAGAACUAGCAGCCUCUCCCUGGUAGGUUUCCACUAUUUUGCGCGCAAAGCUCUGUAAUAUCUUCGGCUUUGCAGGUCUAAGAAUUCUGAUGCUUCUAGUCCACAUUCUGAAGAACGCACAGGCCCGAACUCGAACGAUGGCGCUGAGUCAAGUGGCUGAGAUUCUUUCUGUGAUGUUUGCAACAUCUUCAGACCGCACCAGAUUCGUCGACAAUGGCGACCACCGUAAAGCAUAGCAGGGCGACGAGUGUGACUGCUUGCCAUGCGCUCGAUUUCCUUCAUGUUCAGCGGUGCCCGCGCCGUCCGUAGUGAGUUGGUCCAUGUCAAGUGAUGCGCUCGCUUUUGCUAAGAAGUAGCCUGCUUUGAGCGUCGUGCGAUAGGUUUUCGCUAAACAGCUUCGGCGUGAGUCAGACAAUAACCGCAAAAGCGACGCGCACUCGCUAGAAAAAAAGCGGGGGUGGCUCUCACUCUAUCGCUUCAGUUUCGUAAUCAUCUUCGGGCGUCUUCUGUUACAGCUCGAAACUAUUCGGAAAGCGUUAAGCAGCUAGAAAAAAACGCGCACCGCUGUGGUUUUUCUUAUCGGCGCCCCGUUAUCGUUUUGCCACAUGGUGCGGCGCAGACGUCUGCCAAUCUCUAUCGCCUUCCGCUUGGCUGCAGUGAAGACGCACUGUGUAAAAAUGGCGCGCAUUUUUCUCGAACUAUCGGGCUCAGCUAUGGGCAGCGUCGCACUUUUUCCACAGUUCUUUUCUCAAUGCUCUGCUAAGGUAUGCAGCAUAGUCGGUUUUCCGUUCUACCUCUUUCCUCUACUCUCUAGCGUACCCCCUCGGUCUAAUAGUUCUCCACUCUCAUCAUAUUUUUUCGAUUCUUUCACCUUAUACGAGACAAACCGACCGCACUUAAUAAACUUAACAGCAGCGCAGGGAUGUCGUCAUCCCUGCGCUAGCCUGUGACACUUAACUAGAAGAAUACUCAGAAGCGUUUGAAGAGCAAGUCCACACAUUCUAAUGGUUAUCGAGAACAUUCGAGACUGGGUGAAGAGGCUUGAAAAGUGGAAAAUCAAGCAGCUUGACGCAUAUCGUCGAUGCCCAUUUUACCCAUCGUCCGUGGGUCAUCCCCAAUUACCUCCUGGGGCCGAUGUCGGUACUGGUGCAGGCGCUGGUGGCAAUGCCGUUGGAAGUGGUGGAGUCCAGAUAAUACGAGGCGAAGCGUCAACACCCUGUGUUACGUGCGUGGGUAGCCUUCUUGGGGAUGGAGAACGCUCACUCCUCCAGGUUUCCGCUUAAGCAUAUCACAUUUUUUAUCUGCUGACAAACAAACUCUUGUAGCUUGCCAUGCAUUUUCAAAAAAGAAACGGACAAACCAACGAGAGUAUUAAUUAUACUAGGAAUAAGUGGAGACCUCUAAGCAUACGAACGUGCCACAACUGCAGCAUGCAGGGCAGUGUCCAGCGUCGAGGAGUGGAAAUCUGGAGCCAAGGUCUUUCGCACAGCCUUGGUUCCGGUGACGAAGAAGUGGACGAAAGAGAAGGAGGAGGCGGAGCAAAAUCAUUUGAUUAAGACUUUCACCGGUCCCGGCCGUCCCCGUCGUGCACCCUCUCUCCACAACAUCCGGGUCCCGUUUUUCAAAGGACAACGGGAGCCAGGGGACUUUGCGCGUUAGAUCAUUUCUGGAACCAGUUCUGCACCCGUUCUAACUUAUACGUCCCGAAGCAGCCGGUGAUUGCUCCUCAGGGCAAACAAGGCGACGCGUCCUUGGCCUUUGGAUUGAGUGGGCUGAAAUUCGAUGACUGGACCGGAGCUGUUGCGCCUGAAGAGAGAUGGUUUUUCCGACGCGGUGGCAUGGGCUUGAUCGCUCUCUGUUCGCCGUAUUCGAGGUUCCCUAGCAUGUGCUACAACUUAUGGCCGCUUGGGUAGAAGGUCCAGUGGAGAGUUAAGUGUGCCUCGUAGAGACUGAGGCGUGGCGAUGAAGAAGGUCAUAAUAACGAGUUCGACAAGGGCAAGUCGAUUAUAAUCUAAGCAGUAUUUGUACUAGUGGCUACGACUACUGUGAGUACUACCUACAUUAUAUUUAUUGUCGAACAGAACACCUAAGGCAGUUCAAUUUUGAUCAUGAGUGUAACAAUGCUGGACACAUGACAAAGUACGAACUUCGUAGAUGAUAUCAGUCAAGAAAGAUGGCCCGAGACCAAGAUGAAUUUUGAGAAGACCCAAACGAACCUAUUCUAAGAUAUGAUCACACCGCGGAGACUUACCGAUGGUCAGAGCCAGCGUGUGCGGUUGCUCAGGGAACCGAAGGAAAGAUCACCAACUUUUUGAAAGGUCACACUCCGAGCGGCAUCGCUCCGAUAUUAAGCGUGAAACCGUGUGGGAAAGAUGUUCUUAUGACUCUGAUGAAAUGCUAUUUUGUCUUGUUCUUGUAGGUACUUCUAAUGAGAAGAAGCUAAGUACAGCAUCUAUCUCAGUAUCCGUGUGUAAAAUCAUCUUCUUCUUCUGGAAGUUAAUCAUCAGAUAUCGGAGAAGAAGACCCGCGCCAAUGUCUCAAAUAGAGAGGCUGGCCGAUCCUUGUCCUUUCAGUAGCUCGAUUCUAGAACUGCUAGUAGUUUUCGUCUACUGUACCGCGCGCUUUUAGCUGCUAAGGUCUCCGAGUAUUAAUAAUUGGUAUUUUUCAACUACAUAGUACGUACUGGAACUAGUAAUGCAAGAAAAUAGUUGUAAUAGAGCUGCGGCUGAAGAUCAAGUACAACACUUCUGAUCGCACACUGAGUGGCAUUUCUAUUCGAUUCCGUAAGGUUGCUCUGACCAAGCAGGACCCUUUUACAGCAAGAGUCUCGUCUGGCCAGAUAUUCUGGCACUAGAUUUUUACCUCUUUUACUGGUACGUCUACCAAGCACAAGAACACGUAGGAGGAACAUACACAUUUUUAAUAGGUGAUUCUUACAUGUUAGAUUGAUUGAUACUUCUUUUUCGAUUUGACUAUGAUCACUAUGUUUGUUAUGUGAGUAAAAAAAUGUAGGUUGAUGUCCUUUCAUGAUCCCAGGAGAGCAUCGCGUGACAUUGAUGGAAUUGGAUACCUCAUAUUCGGCAGACACAAUGCUUACGCUUAGUGAAGCGACUGUCGGCGGAGAGGGUACCAAGACCAAUUUAGUAGAGUUGCUCAGACGCCGACUAUUUGUUCCCAGUCAGGGUAAUAUUGUGAAGGAGAGCGACAAGCGUGGCUAUGGGAUGGGAGCUACCACUGCGAUACCGCACCUCCAAUCUUAUGACAGAUGA
Molecule: messenger RNA, 14953 nt
Organism: Amoebophrya sp. A25
Lineage: Eukaryota; Dinophyceae; Syndiniales; Amoebophryaceae
Source: the annotation of a GenBank genome assembly